GCAGGAAAGGUGAAGACAGGAAGAGGUAAUUAAACGAAUGGGAAGAAAGAGAGAGAGGGCAACAUUACUGGAGCAGGGUACAAAGCCAGCGUCAGAAUUACUCCACCCUCCGUCUCUGACUUACACUCCGCUGAGGUAAAUCCCCCAGCAUUCCCCCCCGUAUGCGCUGUCAUAGCCCUCCCACUCCUGUGACUGGUUCGUGUGUGUGUGUGUAUGCGUGUGGGUGUGUGUGUGUGUGUCACCACUUUUUCUUCUGACAUUCAUUUGCAAAGCAGAGAGACGGAGCGCUUGGCUGGGGCUGCAAAGCCAAAUCACAAUUCCACCCAGAGAAAAGAAAGUUCUUCCUGCAGCUUUUUGCCGAUUCCUUUAACAUCCAGUUUUGGAGACUCUGCAUGCAAAACAUUUGGGAGGUCUUACUUUUUUAACAACAGCUUUCCAGAAAAGCAUCCUCUUGUUUCCAGCUGCGCUUUUCCUCCGGUCCUUUAUCCAUCCAUCUUUCUCGCUCUCUGGAGGCAGAACUCCAAAGUUUAGGAAAAGUUCUCACAGUCCAGCAGAAAAACUUCAGAAAAAAGAACGAAGGACUUGAAGUGACCCUGGCUCCUGUAAAAAUGGCUGAGGAGGUCCAGCUGGAUUCAAAUCUGCAGAUUCCUGCUGGGAGUUUAUCCAUUCCAUCUUCGCCGGCCACAGCCAGGAACGACUGCAGCAUCACGCCGCUCACGCCCUCGCCUUCACCGAGGGUGGAGGUCAGACCCAGGAUGGCUUGUCCCUUCUCUGUCGUCAUCGCCAUAGACUUUGGGACGACCUCCAGCGGCUACGCUUUCAGCUUCACGCACGACUCCGAAGCCAUACAUAUGAUGAAGCGCUGGGAGGGCGGCGAUCCCGGAGUGGCCAAUCAGAAGAGCCCGACAUGUUUGCUGCUGACUCCUGAUUUGCGUUUCCACAGUUUUGGGUUUGCAGCACGGGAUUUCUACCAUGACUUAGACCCGGAGGAGGCCCAGCACUGGCUCUACUUUGACAAAUUUAAAAUGAAAAUCCACAGCACCAGUGACCUGACGAUGGAGACGGAGCUGGAGGCUGUUAACGGUCGGAAGGUCCGGGCCAUCGAGGUGUUUGCACACGCCCUGCGCUUCUUCAGAGAACACGCUCUGAAGGAGGUGAAGGACCAGUCGUCUUCGGUGCUGGAAGGAGAGGAGAUCAGAUGGGUGAUCACCGUCCCAGCUGUGUGGAGGCAACCGGCCAAGCAGUUCAUGAGAGAGGCGGCGUACCUGGCUGGACUGGUGUCUCCCGACUGCCCUGAGCGGCUCCUCAUCGCCCUGGAGCCCGAGGCCGCCUCCAUCUACUGUCGGAAACUCCGGCUGCACCAGGUGAUCGACCUGAGCCUGCAGCCAAUCACAAACGGCCUGGACCUGGACGGAACCCGGCCCUUCGACUCCAGCUUCAGACAAGCGAGGGAACAGCUGAGGCGAUCCAGACACAGCAGGACCUUUCUGGUGGAGAGUGGAACCGGGGAGCUGUGGUCCGAGCUGCAGACCGGUGACAGGUACGUCGUUGCAGACUGUGGAGGAGGAACGGUUGACCUGACGGUUCAUCAGAUUGAGCAGCCGCAGGGAACACUUAAAGAGCUCUACAAAGCCUCAGGCGGUCCGUACGGCGCGGUCGGGGUCGACCUGGCCUUCGAAGCCAUGCUGUGCCAGAUCUUUGGCGAGGACUUCAUUCAGAGUUUUAAAGCCAAGCGGCCGGCGGCCUGGGUGGACCUCAUGAUUGCAUUCGAGGCGAGGAAACGAACCGCGUCGCCAGGAAGAGCAAACGCCCUGAAUAUCUCCCUGCCCUUCUCUUUCAUCGACUUCUACAAGAGACACAGAGGUCAGAGUGUGGAGGCCGCCCUGAGGAGGAGCAACAUGAACAUUGUGAAGUGGUCGUCUCAGGGAAUGCUGCGGCUGACCCAGGAAGCAAUGAAUGAACUCUUCCAGCCCACCAUCAGCAACAUAGUCAGACAUAUAGAGGAGUUGAUGGGGAAGCCAGAGGUGCGCUGUGUACGCUUCCUGUUCCUGGUUGGUGGUUUUGCAGAGUCGCCGAUGUUGCAGAAAGCAGUCCAGAAGGCACUGGGAAGGACCUGCCGGAUCAUCAUCCCCCAUGAUGUCGGCCUCACCAUCCUGAAGGGUGCCGUUCUCUUCGGACUGGAUCCCACUGUGGUCAGAGUGCGACGUUGCCCUGUGACCUAUGGGGUCGGCGUCCUAAACCGGUUCGUUGAGGGACGGCACCCUCGGGAUAAGCUCCUUAUCAAAGAUGGCCGCGAGUGGUGCACGGACAUCUUCGAUCGCUUCGUCUCCAUCGACCAGUCUGUGGCGCUGGGAGAGGUCGUUCGACGAAGCUACACGCCCGCUCGGGUGGGGCAGCGGAAGAUCAUCAUCAACAUCUACUGCAGCGCCACAGAUGACGUCACCUACAUCUCCGACCCCAACGUCCGGAAGUGCGGGACAAUAACCUUAGACUUACCGGAACCAUUGGUGCCACCUGGGGCGGUGGGAGGAGCAGAAGCAGGAGCGGUGAUAGCGGGCCCAGAAAGGAGAGAGAUCAGAGCCACCAUGCAGUUUGGAGAUACAGAGAUUAAAGUCACGGCUAUUGAUGUCAUGUCUGACAGGUCUGUCCGGGCUUCCAUAGACUUCCUGUCCAACUAAGGUGGAGUAGCUUGAAGAGACUUGAAAACAACCAAAACUGAUUUAAUUCAGACAUUAUGGAUCUUGAUGUUCAAUCAAUAUUAAAUAUUUUUCUCGGACUCUCCCUUAGUUCAUCCAUCCAGCCCUCCAGAGAAGAUUUGAUUUCUGUGCAUUUUCUGCACAGAAACUCUUCAAAGAAACAAAAACACUCCCUAAGACACAAGAUGCUGGAACAAACUUACCCUUCAGUAUAAGGAUUUCAAGCUAAGACUGAAUCACCUAAAGACCUCAUAAAGUAUACUUCCUAGAGUGAGAAUCACUCUUGUUUAUUUUAUCUUGAUAUGAUACUCAAUACCUCAUUUAAAUUCUAUCAUAAAACCUGUUUGGACUCGUAUUGUUUCUCUAACAACGUAGUGUUCCAUCUAGUGGUAAGAUGACAUAACUACAAGCUGGAAAAGAAAAUUAAGGAUUGUGGCAUUAUAACAUUUUAAACUUUUACAGUGUCAUAUGAGUGCUGCUGUGUUGAAUAUAUUUACUCUGACUUGAUUUGUUUAAACCGAAUGAAAGCAGUAAAAAAAAAAAAAAGGACUAAAACGUUUCCAUGUUUUACAACAUAGUAAGAAAGUUUUUUAAAAAAAUUAUAUAAAAACUUGAACGUUGGUCCGCUAACGUUUGCUACAUGUCAGAAUGAAACAAGAUGGACGAACGUUGGCUGGAGGUCGAACGUUUGCUGGACGUCCGCAGACAACGUUCUACGUCACACAGACAUUCAGACAACGUCAGAGAUGCAAAUAUUUUCUAAGACAAAAAUUGCAGUUUUGUAAAAAAAAACAAAAAAA
This is a messenger RNA of Xiphophorus maculatus (southern platyfish), 3496 nucleotides long. It is a transcript of the gene hspa12b, whose product is annotated as heat shock protein family A (Hsp70) member 12B. The record is from RefSeq and is a predicted model, not a curated record. NCBI's taxonomy places the organism in Eukaryota, Metazoa, Chordata, Actinopteri, Cyprinodontiformes, Poeciliidae. Bases 609 to 2678 code for a protein of 689 amino acids. The transcript is spliced from 14 exons.